Molecule: messenger RNA, 3382 nt
Organism: Galeopterus variegatus (Sunda flying lemur)
Lineage: Eukaryota; Metazoa; Chordata; Mammalia; Dermoptera; Cynocephalidae
Gene: PPP2R5C
Product: protein phosphatase 2, regulatory subunit B', gamma
Exons: 6
Coding region: 1-717 (238 amino acids)
Biological process (GO): signal transduction; protein dephosphorylation
Cellular component (GO): protein phosphatase type 2A complex; cytosol; nucleus
Molecular function (GO): protein phosphatase activator activity
Source: RefSeq, a predicted model, not a curated record
AUGGCACUUCUCAAGUACUGGCCAAAGACUCACAGUCCAAAAGAAGUAAUGUUCUUAAACGAACUAGAAGAGAUUUUAGAUGUCAUCGAACCAUCGGAGUUUGUGAAGAUCAUGGAGCCUCUUUUCCGGCAGUUGGCCAAGUGUGUCUCCAGCCCACACUUCCAGGUGGCAGAGCGAGCGCUGUAUUACUGGAAUAAUGAGUAUAUCAUGAGUCUAAUCAGUGACAACGCAGCAAAGAUUCUGCCCAUCAUGUUUCCAUCCUUGUACCGCAACUCAAAGACCCAUUGGAACAAGACAAUACACGGCUUGAUAUACAACGCCCUGAAACUCUUCAUGGAGAUGAACCAAAAACUGUUUGAUGACUGCACCCAACAGUUUAAAGCAGAGAAACUGAAAGAGAAGCUAAAAAUGAAAGAACGAGAAGAGGCAUGGGUUAAAAUAGAAAAUCUAGCCAAAGCCAAUCCCCAGUACUCAGUGUAUAGUCAAGCGAGCACCAUGAGCGUCCCGGUGGCAAUGGAGACAGAUGGGCCUUUAUUUGAAGAUGUGCAGAUGCUGAGAAAGACAGUGAACGACGAGGCUCGUCAGGCUCAGAAAGAUCUGAAAAAGGACCGUCCUCUUGCACGUCGCAAGUCCGAGCUGCCUCAGGAUCCCCACACCAAGAAAGCCUUGGAAGCUCACUGCAGAGCCGACGAGCUGGUCUCCCAGGACGGGCGCUAGCCUCCCGGAGCACAGCGUCUUCUCUGGAUUCUGUAGAAAACACAUCCUUCUUGUGCCAUACCGAUCAGUUACACUCACAGUCAAAGCUUUCUUCGACCCUGUUCUGUAGGCAAUAACGUUCGUCCGCCUCAGCUCGAGAUUAGGGGUUCAAACAAUGGUGACUUCUCAGAUCCUGUUGGCAGAGCCGUGGGCUGGUGACGGCAUCCUCACAAUGUCAUCACCACCCCAGCAUGUCCUAAAUAAGACUGUUUCACAAAAUCAGAGCUGUAGGAAAGCACCCUGCUCAUCACCUUCAUGUUCCACCCAGACAGAAUUGGUGACCCUUUAAAAUAGGUGGUUCCAUGAGAAUAUCAAUGUUUUUCAAGUCAAUGGAACUCUUUAAAAAGUAUUACCUAUUUUUUACGACUUUACAACCUUUGAAAUUGUUUCCAUGUGAUCGUUACGCCAGUAGUUUUGUUUGUUUUUUAAUCUCACUGAAAUGGCUCUUUGCUUUCAUGUUCUAACACAACGUACUGGGAAAAGUGACGUGACAAUCCUCAGCCGCUGGUGUUGUCUCAGCUGUUUCUUUCCUUUGACAAGCGGCAUGUGUGCCACGCCCCACUAAUCUUAUGUGUACCUAAAGCCAUAUUUUUAAGUCUGUGGUACAGCACCAGGAAACCCGCAGGAAGCUCGUGGAAGAAAUUUAUUUUAAAAGAGCUUUCUCUGUCUACCUUCACUAAAAUUGGAAUUUAAAAAUUAUGUGUUUAUAUUUUUAUUUGCAGAUUUCUUUUAAUCUCUUUUUUUUAACACAUUGUUGCCCUUCAGCAAGUCUCUUGAAUUAGUAAGAUGAUAGUCUCUUAAGAAUUCCACAUUUUAUAGGAAGUUAGAAGGAAAUCAUUUUGAGUUAAGCCAGUUCUUGGCCUGAUGCCAACUGCGGCUGGCUUGGGGCAUGAAGUGCACGCCGGGCACUGCGAUGGCGUUCACUUACCGCCACAGCAUGGCCCUCACAGGUUAGGGGAGCACCGGCGAGGAGACAUUCGGUGCAUCUUUUUCUGCUGAAAAGAGCGCACAUUAUACACACCUCAUAAGGAAAGUACAGUGUCUGAGUUUUCGUUAGUCUUCAAGUGCUGCUAGACAGUUCACAGACUUCCCUGCAUGUGUGAGCUUUUGUUUUAGAUGGAACAGCACAAGGAGAAAAACCUUCACACCUAGCGCUUUGUCUAUUCUUUAUUUCUCUCAGGGUGGCCAGUAUUUUGACUUAUUUAUCCUGCUUGAAAGCUGCUUGAGAUGUGUACUGCUGUUCUCAACAAGUGAUUCUAGUUUCUUUUGUGUCUGGCAUAAGAUUAUAUAACUUAAUGUUAAAUGUCUUGAUGCAUAAAAGAUAAAAUGUGGCUUCUUUUAGGGUCUGCUUUUUAACUGAGGUCUCGGGUAUCCAUUAAAAGAUCGUGAAAAGCAGACAUUGAUCCUUGUGCAGCUGUAGUGCCUCCUGCCCAUUGGUUUCAUUUAAAUCCAUUGACGUUGUUUCCUUGUGUCUUGAAGGAAAAUCAUCUGGGGAGAGGGGACUUCUUGUGUUCAGAGCCAGCGCAAGUACUAAAUUAAAAGAUCGCCCCAGCUGACAGUGGACAGGUCCACUUUGUGAGAACACUUCCUGAGAAACUUGACAAGUAUCUAUCCAUUUUACCAUUAUGAAAUCUAUAAUUUAAAAAAAAGUUUAGAUGCCUUCUCCUUUUGAGGGAAAAAGGGUGCUUCUUAUUGUAUAAAGCAGCGUCUUAUGUAUUUUGAUAUACCAUUGUUUGAACUUCUGUCUUUAGCUGAUAGAUCCUCAGAUACCCUUGAUUGUGGGUGUUCAGUAUGUUUGUGAGAGAGGUUUCUGGGAAGCCUCUUUUUUUUUUUGCCCUAGGGAAAAGCAAAAUAUCAAUGUUUGGAUGAUUGUGUAAAGCUCAACACGUAAGAACAUCUUUUGUCUAGAUUUUAUUUCUGCUCUUUAUUGAAGACAAACACUCACCAAAAAGGAAAAAAAAAAAUAAGUUUUGAGAGAAACUAAUUUUCUUUGGCAAGAGUAUUACUUGAUAUUUUGGCCUAUUAAAGUUUCCCUAGUUAGUACUCGGAUUCUCUAGGCUAAUUCUUCAACUUCUGUGUUAUUAUAUAGAUGCACUGUUUCAUCUGUACCAAACUGAUUUCAAAAGUACGACAUUGAAACAAAACUGGUGACUGUUUUUCUUCAUAAAGUUCUGCGUUUGGCCUCUUCACUCUUUCCAAAACGUAUCUAUACAUCAGAAAUGUCACUACUCCGAGUGUCUUUUUAGUGUGGCUUUAGUAUGGCUUCCUUUUAAUAUUGUACAUACAUUGUAUCUUUGUUUUAUGGUAAUAAGUAAUAAAAAUGUAGACUUCAUAUUUUGUACAAAAUGUCCUAUGUACAGAAUAAAAAAGUUCAUAGAAACAGCAAAAAUAGGUAAGUGGCACAAUUAUUUUUCUUUAGAAAAUAUCUGUAACUUUAUGUUUUAGUGAAAUGUCAAGUACCUACAUAUUUUUUAACAUUUUGUAAUUCAAAACUUUUUGUUUUGACAUUGUUUAUGAAGAGAAACUUCAUACACUUGCCAUUUAAUAUACUCUUUUAUCUAAUUUUUAAAAAAACCUCUAAAACAUGGUGUAUUAUAUGGACUAAAUAAAGAACAUGUGAAUUUUA